AUGACAAAAAAUUACCCACAAAACAGAAAACCCAAACCGAGCGACGAAGCCAAAGCCAAAACACAAACCCCAAAACCCCAGCGACGGGGCCAAGCCACUCGACGAAACCCUAAUUACCCUCCGGGCGGCGCCGAUAGCUUCGUCGACGAUCCUCGCAAUUGGAGCCGCUCCAUAAAAUCCAAGAUUGACCGGCCCUAUGGUUUUGAGGACGACGAUGAAGACGACGAUGAUGAAGAAGAUAGGAGUUUGGAUCUGUUAGUGAGGUUUGUUCAGAAUGUAUUUUCGAAGGUGUCCAAGCGAGCCAGGAGGGCAGUCCGAUCGGUUCUCCCCGUUGCAAUCCCCACCAAGUUGGGGGGGUUGUCUGUUAAUGGGGUGCUAGUGCUGGCGUUUUUGUGGGUAUUGAAGGCAUUUCUUGAGGUAAUGUAUACAAUUUUCGGUGUAUUUGGUUGUUAA
Messenger RNA from Rosa rugosa (rugosa rose), 453 nucleotides. Its product is annotated as protein SHORT HYPOCOTYL IN WHITE LIGHT 1-like. The transcript is spliced from 4 exons. NCBI's taxonomy places the organism in Eukaryota, Viridiplantae, Streptophyta, Magnoliopsida, Rosales, Rosaceae. Bases 1 to 453 code for a protein of 150 amino acids. The record is from RefSeq and is a predicted model, not a curated record. Gene Ontology annotation, biological process: negative regulation of photomorphogenesis; regulation of abscisic acid-activated signaling pathway.